Molecule: messenger RNA, 3342 nt
Organism: Closterium sp. Naga37s-1
Lineage: Eukaryota; Viridiplantae; Streptophyta; Zygnematophyceae; Desmidiales; Closteriaceae
Source: the annotation of a GenBank genome assembly
AUGCUCUCAUUCCCUCUCACCCACUCUCAUACGCUCUCAUUCCCUCUCACCCACUCUCAUACGCUCUCAUUCCCUCUCACCCACUCUCUCACGCUCUCAUUCCCUCUCACCCACUCUCAUCUGCUCUCAUUCCCUCUCACCCACUCUCAUACUCUCUCAUUCCCUCUCACCCACACUCAUACGCUCUCAUUCCCUCUCACCCACUCUCAUACGCUCUCAUUCCAUCUAACCCACUCUCAUACGCUCUCAUUCCCUCUCACCCACACUCAUACGCUCUCAUUCCCUCUCACCCACUCUCAUACGCUCUCAUUCCCUCUCACCCACUCUCAUACGCUCUCAUUCCCUCUCACCCACUCUCAUACUCUCUCAUUCCCUCUCACCCACUCUCAUACUCUCUCAUACGCUCUCAUCCACUCUCAUCCACUCUCAUACGCUCUCAACCCCUCCCAUCCACUCUCAUCCCCUCUCAUCCCCUCUCAUACACUCUCUUUCCCACUCAUCCCCUCUCGUCCUAUCUCACACACUAUCAUUCCCUCUCAUUCACUCUCAUCUACUAUCAUACACUCAUAUUCACUCUCAUCCACUCUCAUCCCCUCUCAUCCCCUCUCAUCCACUCUCAUCCCCUCUCAUCCACUCUCGUUCCCCCUCACACACUCUCAUUCCCUCUCAUACACUCUCGUACCCUCUCACCCACUCUCAUACGCUCUCAUUCCCUCUCACCCACUCUCAUACCCUCUCAUUCCCUCUCACCCACUCUCAUACGCUCUCAUUCCCUCUAACCCACUCUCAUACGCUCUCAUUCCCUCUCACCCACUCUCAUACGCUCUCAUUCCCUCUCACCCACUCUCAUACGCUCUCAUUCCCUCUCACCCACUCUCAUACGCUCUCAUUCCCUCUCACCCACACUCAUACGCUCUCAUUCCCUCUCACCCACUCUCAUACGCUCUCAUUCCCUCUCACCCACUCUCAUACGCUCUCAUUCCCUCUCACCCACUCUCUCACGCUCUCAUUCCCUCUCACCCACUCUCAUACGCUCUCAUUCCCUCUCACCCACUCUCAUACCCUCUCAUUCCCUCUCACCCACACUCAUACGCUCUCAUUCCCUCUCACCCACACUCAUACGCUCUCAUUCCCUCUCACCCACUCUCACACUCUCUCAUUCCCUCUAACCCACUCUCAUACGCUCUCAUUCCCUCUCACCCACUCUCAUACGCUCUCAUUCCCUCUCACCCACUCUCAUACCCUCUCAUUCCCUCUCACCCACUCUCAUACGCUCUCAUUCCCUCUAACCCACUCUCAUACGCUCUCAUUCCCUCUCACCCACUCUCAUACGCUCUCAUUCCCUCUCACCCACACUCAUACGCUCUCAUUCCCUCUCACCCACUCUCAUACGCUCUCAUUCCCUCUCACCCACUCUCAUACGCUCUCAUUCCCUCUCACCCACUCUCUCACGCUCUCAUUCCCUCUCACCCACUCUCAUACGCUCUCAUUCCCUCUCACCCACUCUCAUACCCUCUCAUUCCCUCUCACCCACACUCAUACGCUCUCAUUCCCUCUCACCCACACUCAUACGCUCUCAUUCCCUCUCACCCACUCUCACACUCUCUCAUUCCCUCUAACCCACUCUCAUACGCUCUCAUUCCCUCUCACCCACUCUCAUACGCUCUCAUUCCCUCUCACCCACUCUCAUACCCUCUCAUUCCCUCUCACCCACACUCAUACGCUCUCAUUCCCUCUCACCCACACUCAUACGCUCUCAUUCCCUCUCACCCACUCUCACACUCUCUCAUUCCCUCUAACCCACUCUCAUACGCUCUCAUUCCCUCUCACCCACUCUCAUACGCUCUCAUUCCUUCUCACCCACACUCAUACCCUCUCAUUCCCUCUCACCCACUCUCUUACGCUCUCAUUCCCUCUCACCCACUCUCAUACGCUCUCAUUCCCUCUAACCCACUCUCAUACGCUCUCAUUCCCUCUCACCCACUCUCAUACGCUCUCAUUCCCUCUCACCCACCCUCAUACUCUCUCAUUCCCUCUCACCCACUCUCAUACGCUCUCAUCCCUCUCACCCACUCUCAUACGCUCUCAUUCCCUCUCACCCACUCUCAUACGCUCUCAUUCCCUCUCACCCACUCUCAUACGCUCUCAUUCCCUCUCACCCACUCUCAUUCCCUCUCAUUCCCUCUCACCCACAGUCAUACGCUCUCAUUCCCUCUCACCCACACUCAUACACUCUCAUUCCCUCUCACCCACUCUCAUACGCUCUCAUUCCCUCUAACCCACGCUCAUACGCUCUCAUUCCCUCUCACCCACUCUCAUACGCUCUCAUUCCCUCUCACCCACUCUCAUACUCUCUCAUACGCUCUCAUCCACACUCAUACGCUCUCAUUCCCUCUCACCCACUCUCAUACUCUCUCAUUCCCUCUCACCCACUCUCAUACUCUCUCAUACUCUCUCAUCCACUCUCAUCCACUCUCAUCCGCUCUCAACCCCUCCCAUCCCCUCUCAUCCCCUCUCAUCCCCUCUCACACACUCUCAUUCCCUCUCACCCACUCUCAAACGCUCUCAUUCCCUCUCACCCACUCUCAUACGCUCUCAUUCCCUCUCACCCACUCUCAUACGCUCUCAUUCCCUCUCACCCACUCUCUCACGCUCUCAUCCCCUCUCAUCCCCUCUCACACACUCUCAUUCCCUCUCACCCACUCUCAUACGCUCUCAUUCCCUCUCACCCACCCUCAUACUCUCUCAUUCCCUCUCACCCACUCUCAUACGCUCUCAUCCCUCUCACCCACUCUCAUACGCUCUCAUUCCCUCUCACCCACUCUCAUACGCUCUCAUUCCCUCUCACCCACUCUCAUACGCUCUCAUUCCCUCUCACCCACUCUCAUUCCCUCUCAUUCCCUCUCACCCACAACUCUCUCAUUCCCUCUCACCCACUCUCAUACUCUCUCAUACGCUCUCAUCCACUCUCAUCCACUCUCAUACGCUCUCAACCCCUCCCAUCCACUCUCAUCCCCUCUCAUCCCCUCUCAUACACUCUCAUUCCCACUCAUCCCCUCUCGUCCUAUCUCACACACUAUCAUUCCCUCUCAUUCACUCUCAUCUACUAUCAUACACUCAUAUUCACUCUCAUCCACUCUCAUCCCCUCUCAUCCCCUCUCAUCCACUCUCUUCCCCUCUCAUCCACUCUCGUUCCCCCUCACACACUCUCAUUCCCUCUCAUACACUCUCGUACCCUCUCCUCCACUCACAUUCCCUCUCAUCCCUUCUCUUCCACUCUCAACCCCUCUCAUCCCAUCUCUUCCACUCUCAUUCCCUCUCAUCCCCUCUCCUACACUCUAA